Zingiber officinale is the source of this 1984-nucleotide messenger RNA. RefSeq names its product microtubule-associated protein 70-5-like. The record is from RefSeq and is a predicted model, not a curated record. The transcript has 10 exons. Bases 41 to 1717 code for a protein of 558 amino acids. Gene Ontology annotation, biological process: cytoskeleton organization. Gene Ontology annotation, molecular function: microtubule binding. NCBI's taxonomy places the organism in Eukaryota, Viridiplantae, Streptophyta, Magnoliopsida, Zingiberales, Zingiberaceae.
AGAGGAACAAGCUGCUUGAAGUAGAGAAGUGUGCGGUGCAAUGGGCAGCUUGGGAGAUGCAGCUGGGGCCACGGAACUCUUUGCUAGCCCUUCUGACCCUGUAAUAAUUGAACUCAACAGGUUGCAAAAUUGUAUUAUGGAGAAGGAAAGGGAGUUGGGACUAGCUAAAAAUGAAAUCAAGGCCUUGAAAGCAACUGAAAUCUUGAAGGAUAAAGCUGUUAUGAAGUUAAGUAAUGAACUGACGAAAAUGGACGAAAAACUCUGGACCACCGAGAAACAACUUGAACAGAAGAAUCUUGACAUAAAAAAACUAACCAAUGAAAAGAAAGAGGCACUGAUAGCACAGUUUGCUGCUGAAGCAAUUCUAAGAAGGGUCUACGCAACUCAAAAGGAUGAGGAAUUCAUUCCUGUUGAGGUUCUUCUAGCACCAUUUGAGUCAGAAAUCAAGGAAUACAGAAAUGAGAUUCUGAUGCUUCGAGAGGAUAUAAAAGCAUUGGAAAGAUUGACAAAAUCUAAAGAGGAAGCACUAGUGGAAACAGAAAGUCUUCUGCAUAGUGCACUUGAACAAACAAGGAAUGUAGAGGUGGUGCAGAACAAAAAUCAUGAAUUAAAAAGGCAAAUAGAGAUCUACCAGGAAGAGAACAAAAUUCUAGAGAAAACAUAUAGAAAGAAAGUUGUUGAGGUAGAAAAACUUAUGAAAACCAUUCGUGAACUUGAGGAAUCUAUUCUAGCUGGAGGUGUGACUGCCAAUGCAAUAAGGGACUAUCAGCGCAAGAUCACUGAGUUAAAUGAGGACAAAAGGGUGGUUGAGAGAGAGCUGGCUAGAGUUAAGGUUUCAGCAAGUAGGAUAGCAACAGCUGCAGCUAACGAGUGGAAAGAUGAUGGAGACAAAGUCAUACCUGUCAAGCAGUGGCUGGAAGAGAGGAGAGUUUUUCAGGGGGAGAUACAGAGGUUAAAGGAUAAGUUAACUUUAGCAGAGAGAACAGCAAAGACAGAGAACCAACUGAAGGAGAAACUAAGCUUGAGGUUGAAAACAUUAGAACAGGGCAUGAAGCAUUCAAGUCUUCACAGUGAGAGAAAGAAGAGUGGAUUGCCAUCACCCAAUGACCUAAAGAAGAGUCCUUACGCAUCCAACAAUGCAACUGUAUUGCAGAAGCCUAAUUCAAAUUCUGGAGAUGCUGAUAAUGCCAGAGGAACAGAGAACUUAAACUCAUAUGUUGUGAAAAAGAAUUUGCUAGCUUUGAGAAGCAGGUCAUAUAAUGACACUGGGAAGGAAAAUGCAGAAACAAAUGUUAGGCCCAAUGGACAUGCAGAUGAUGUUAUUACUGGAAGAACAGAGGUCAACCAUGAGGUUAAGGAAAAAAAGUAUGAAGACAUCAAAUCACAGAAUGAGAGCCUAGAAGAUGGCUACGAAGAUAUGGUGUCAGGCUUUCUUUAUGACAAACUGCAAAAGGAAGUUAUAAACCUGAGAGAAUCUCACAAGGACAAGGAUAGUGUAUUAAUCAUGAAAGAUGACGAAAUCAAGGUCUAUAUAAAACAGUUCAUUCUACUAGGGUUAACACAUAAGUGCUCUAGCUUAAUUAAAAUAAUUUCUUUCUUUCAGUUCCUCCUAAGGAAAGUUGAUGUGCUAGCAAAGGCUGCAGAAGUGGAAUCCAAGAAGAAAAGAAGAAAUGCUAGAGAAAAAGAAGUGAUGAUUAUCUUGGAGGAUAAAAAGUGAAACACUGGCAUCUGAAACAGGUUUGUGAAGUGACUGAAGCAUCAAAAGAAUUCAGAGCUUAGAAGUUGAGCAUACCAUCUAAUGGUAUGUUGUAUCUGGUGAUUCUAAUGUACAGUUUCAAAUAAUUAUCACAUAAUAGAAAAGAUUGUGGAGUUCCUACCCUUUAUUUUUAUUAUUUUUUCACUGUGCAUGUAACAUACAAUUGAGUUCCAGGAAUGUUGAACAUUGUAUUUGCAAUGGAGUAAUAGAAAGGAAAAUUGUGAAUCA